UUGAAUAACUACGAGGAGACACACACCCAGUUGCUUGUAUCUUUGAAUUUGGCUUUGCCUGGGCGUGAAAUUUUCCUUCUGAGCAAAAGCAAUUCUUCCCAGAAAGAAAAAGAAAAAACAACGAAGGAAUUCAGAAAUGAAUAGUUCAUCACCAGCUCAUUCUUCAAUAUCAACCACAACAAUAGUGGGAGGGAAUAGCAGCAAUGCUGCUUUGUCCACGGAGGAGUUCCACAUCCCACCUGAUUUCAUUUCAAUUCAAGAGCGCAAAGACGAGGCUUUGCGCGUUCUAAAGUCAGAUCUGAUGGCUUCACUUGACAAGGAGGUUAAGUCCUUGGACGAAGAUAACUGGAAGUUUGAGGGACCUCGCUCCCGUAUCCAUCUUAUAUCAAGACGAGGUGGUUUUUUUCACAAGCGGACAGAAAUUUCAAAGAGUUUGAAUUUGGCUCCACCAAAAUAGUUCAGAAUACUUAGAACAGAAGCAAAGUCCACGUGAACAAUUAAGAGAGUUGUUGAACAUCUUCCCGUUUUCCUGAAAGUUGAGAAAUGAGCAAAUAUAUUGAACGUUGGACAUCUUCCCUUGUCAACUAAUAUUGGAUGUUGGUAGCACCAUAAAUUUUCAAGUGAUAGCUAAAGAACAUACUAUGUAAUGUAGAGUUAGGCCGAGUGAAAGGUUUCUAUGGGUGUUGACCUACUAUGUGUGGCUGUGUGCUUGAGCAGACUUGUGUAUGUUUGAUAAAUUGUAACGUUGGCUUAUAAGACGGAUUCUUAUUUUCUAAUUGUUGGCUUAUAA
Messenger RNA from Juglans regia (Persian walnut), 790 nucleotides. Its product is annotated as protein SAMBA-like. Bases 137 to 457 code for a protein of 106 amino acids. The record is from RefSeq and is a predicted model, not a curated record. The transcript has 4 exons. NCBI's taxonomy places the organism in Eukaryota, Viridiplantae, Streptophyta, Magnoliopsida, Fagales, Juglandaceae. Gene Ontology annotation, molecular function: anaphase-promoting complex binding. Gene Ontology annotation, biological process: negative regulation of organ growth.